Heteronotia binoei (common prickly gecko) is the source of this 1095-nucleotide messenger RNA. RefSeq names its product zinc and ring finger 4 (gene ZNRF4). Lineage: Eukaryota; Metazoa; Chordata; Lepidosauria; Squamata; Gekkonidae. The record is from RefSeq and is a predicted model, not a curated record. The transcript has a single exon. Gene Ontology annotation, cellular component: cytoplasm; nucleoplasm. The coding region runs from base 152 to 1051 and encodes 299 amino acids.
ACUGCUAAGGAAGGCACCGUCACCGUCCGUGUCUUGCUUUUGAUGUUGCCGUGAAGAACCCAAAACAGCACUCCAAGAUGCCCGGGUGAGACUCAGAUGUUCCUCCAAACUACCCAUUCCACCAUUCCAUCUAUAGAAGAUAAUCUCCAACAUGAGAUUCUUAUUCCUAUCUCAUCCUUCCUUGCUCAUCUUUUUGUUGCUACUAGAGACCAUCUUGGGGAAACCCUUCGUCCAUCUGGUCUUUUCCCACAAUUCCACCUGCCUUGAUUCUCAAGCUGUGCCUGCGUGCUUUGGCCCACCACUCUCACGUGCAGGUCUGAAGGGCUAUCUCUUUGAAGCUGUGCCUGCCAAUGCCUGCCACCCUAUAAAAGUCCCACCAGUCUCCACAAGCUCUAUUGUGCUCAUCCGCAGGUAUGACUGCCCCUUCAGCAUCAAGGUGCUCCAUGCCCAGAAAGCUGGGUACCAAGCAGCUGUCAUCCAUAACCUCCACUCCGACUUGCUGGUGAGCAUGACUGUUGAAGUGGAAAAGGCACGUCAGCAGAUCUUGAUCCCUUCCCUCUUCAUUGGGGAGACAGCUGCUAAGCUCCUGAGACAAGUGGUCCAUUCUAAAAAUGAAACUGAAGUCAGAGUGGUGAUACCUCAGGGCUACUACAAUCCCUGCUGGGACAACAUCGGAAUCGCUAUUUGGGAUCCAGCUCGGCAUCACCUGCAAUAUUGGCCAGGCUAUUGUACCCAGCAGAUGAUCAUCGGGUUCAUCCAGGAGUUUGGUGUUGUGAUUCUCCUAAGCAUGGGCCUCAGUUUCAUCAUGGUUGCUGGUUGCAUGAAAUGGUGCUGGAGGAAUAAGGGGAUCAAAGUGAAGACCUUCAAAACAGGGGACAAGUAUGACUUGUGUGUCAUCUGCAUGGCUGAGUAUGAAGCAGGCGACAAGCUGAAGAUUCUCCCUUGCGCCCACGCCUAUCACAACACUUGCAUCAAUACGUGGCUUCUCAUCCAGCCAAGAACUGGGAAGAUUUGCCCAAUCUGCAAACAAAAUGUCAACAUGGCAACCUAGGGACCUGAGGAGCAAGCCAUUGCUGGGUGGCAAGAGAAAGAAGC